AUGCAGCCGCUCACUUCUGCAAUGACAACAAUAAGAAGAUCGUUACUGGCUGCCCUCAAGUCGUUGCUCAGGGGCAAGUCUUUCCUGCAGGCGCUGUUUGCGUUUUGGAUCAGCCCCAAGACGAUACAAGAACACAACCAUGCCAAUGGCAAGAUGAUUGAACCACCGAGAAGCAUCGACGAGUUCUUGCGGGAGGCGGAGGAGCGGCUGCUAGGCCCCACAGAAGGGGACAGGCUCAGGCAGUUCUCAUCAGAUCUGAAGGCCCAGUUCCGGGAGCGGUUGCACACACAUGCCGAGUGUAUGCUGCCAUCCUUCAACCACCUCCUGCCCACGGGCCAGGAGAAGGGCCAAUAUCUCGCCCUUGACGUCGGCGGCUCGACGCUCCGGGUCGCAUUGGUGGAGUUAAGGGGCCGGGAGGCCAGUGGACGGGAGAGCGAGAUCGUCCGCAUGAUCAGCUUCAAGAUUACGCCCGAGAUCAAGAAACUCGAGGGCAUGGGCUUCUUCGACUGGAUGGCGGCGCGGAUCCACGAGGUCAUUCACAAAGACGUCUCGCAAACCCAGCAAGACGUCCCUAUACCAAUGGGCUUAGCGUGGAGCUUUCCGGUGGAACAAGUAUCACUAGGCGGUGGGCUCCUGCUGGGCAUGGGCAAGGGCUUCCUGGCCACCAACGGCCUGCUGGGCCAAGACCUAGGCGAGAUCAUCAAGUUCGCGUGCGAACAGCGCAACCUUAACGUGCAGCUGGCGGCCAUCAUAAACGACAGCUCGGCCACCCUCCUAUCACAGGCCUACAUCCACGCCGAGACGCGGUUCGGGCUGAUACUGGGCACUGGCACUAACAUUGCCGUGCACUUGCCGGUGUCGGCGCUCGGGCGUCCCAAGUACGGACAACGGCCCGAGUCCUGGUUCCGGUCCGCGAGCCACGUCAUCGUCAACACGGAGCUGGGCAUGUUCGGUCGGGACAUCCUGCCCCUGACGCGGUGGGACGAGCUCUUGAAAGCGACCCACCCGCGCCCCGAGUUCCAGCCCCUCGAGCACCUGCUCAGCGGCUUCUACCUGGGCGAGAUUUGCCGGCUGGCCUUAGUCGAGGCGGUCGAGACAACGGGGCUAUUGGGCGGCGAGCUGCCGCCGUCGUUGGCGGCGCCGUACUCGCUCGAUACAGAGCUCCUCUCGAGGAUCGAGGCCGACACCACACCCACCCCCACAAGCGCCAUCUCGGCCUUCACAUCCGCGCACCCCUCCCCAUCGCCCUCUUCCACAUCCCCCUCCACCACCCCAUACACCCCCACCCCCAACGACCUAUCCGCCAUCCGCACCCUCGCCGUGUAUAUAACCCGCCGCAGUGCCGCCAUCCUCGCGGCCUCGGUCUUCGCGCUCUGGGAGCUGCGCCACGAGACCGAGGCCGAGUACCUGGCCGCCACGCCCGCGGUCAACGGCAACGUCCCGCUCCUCGACUCGACGCGCGCCGAGCACGCCCUGCCGGCCACCAAGGUCGCCUUCAACGGGUCUGUCAUCGAGCACUACCCGGGCUACCGGGCGCGGUGCCAGGGCUACAUUGACGGGCUGGUGGCUGGCAGUGUGGUGGAUGGCGUGGGCGGUGGCAGAGGUUCCGUGGAGCUGGUGCCGGCGCUGGAGAGCUCGAUUUUGGGCGCGGCGGUGGCAUUGGGGUGUGCGGUUGCGCAGGAGGGGUAUAGGUAUGUGUGA
Anthostomella pinea is the source of this 1701-nucleotide messenger RNA. The record is from the annotation of a GenBank genome assembly. Lineage: Eukaryota; Fungi; Ascomycota; Sordariomycetes; Xylariales; Xylariaceae.